GUAUCUUCGCAACCAAAUACAACAAGAUGUGGCAAAAAACAAAAAAAAAAAUAAAUGAAAGAAAAUAAAAAACAGUGAAUAAUGUUUAAUUUUUUUCCUAUUCAGUUGUUAAAUGACGGUUCGAGCGACUUAACGCGUCAGUACGAGAAGAGCUAAAAAACACGACACGAAAAAAACGUUCUAUUUAUUUGUUAACACUUAUAGAUGCGCGCGCGUAUCUUUAAAAUACAAAAAAAUAUAUAAUUUUGAAUUUAAUUUCAAUUAAAAGUUAAAAAAAAGUAAUCAUUUAAAAUCAAUUAACCAGUUAAGAGCUACAAAACUAAUUGCAACAACCAACAACUACAACUGUGAUAUUUAUUAACAAAACUAAACCUAAAAAAAAAAAUAAUAACACACAAAUAUUCCAAACAUGUCUGAUUACUUUGAUGAAUUGGGUCAUACACCCACUGGUCCAGAGGGAGCUAACGAUUUUGAACGCAACUAUAAACGUCUACAGGUAUUGGCCAUAAUGAACGGCAUAGAUAUGGAAAUUGAAGUACCUGAAGCAUCGAAAAGAGCCAUUGCUGAACUGCCAGUACAUGAAAUCACUAUCGACGAUGAUAAAGAAAAUUUGGAGUGUGCUGUAUGCAAGCAACCAGCUGAGAAUGGUGAAAAAUAUAAAAUAUUACCCUGUAAACAUGAAUUCCAUGAGGAGUGUAUAUUAUUGUGGUUGAAAAAGGCCAACUCCUGUCCCAUGUGCCGCUAUGAGCUGGAAACUGAUGAUGAGGCUUAUGAGGAAUUAAGACGUUAUCGUCAAGAUGAAUCAAAUCGUCGAGAAAGACAAAAUAAUUUAUUAGAUUCUAUGUUUUCUUAAUUAGUUUAGGGUUUUACUUUUUUUGGAUUUAAUUGUAAUGUAUGGCAAUGGUAUAUGUAUGAGUGAUUGGUUUUAUUUUGAACAAAUGUGUAAUUUUUGUUAAUGCCUAAAAGUAGACUUUUAAUUUUGAUCAUGGAAAUUUAAUGUAAUUGGUAUAAGGUGAAAUAUAAGAAAAAUGGAAAACAAAAAAUUUAUUGGAAAGGGAAAAUAAA
Molecule: messenger RNA, 1065 nt
Organism: Lucilia cuprina (Australian sheep blowfly)
Lineage: Eukaryota; Metazoa; Arthropoda; Insecta; Diptera; Calliphoridae
Product: E3 ubiquitin-protein ligase RNF181 homolog
Exons: 3
Coding region: 410-853 (147 amino acids)
Source: RefSeq, a predicted model, not a curated record